UCAGACAUUGGAUCGUCUGACUGGACAGCGGGCAUCGGGUCACCAGGCAUCAGCAGGCACCUGGUCAUCUGGCGCUGGAUCGUCUGGCUCGACAGCGGGCAUCGGAUCACCAGGCAUUACCGCGGGCACUGGGUCAUCAGGCAUUGGAUUGUCUGGCUCGACAGCGGGCAUCGGGUCACCAGGUAUGACAGCGGCACUGGGUCACCAGGCAUCAGGUCAUUUGGCUCGCCAGCGGGCACUGCGUCAUCUAGCAAGGCAGUGGGCACCGAGUCACCAGGCACGACAGCGGACUCUGAGUCAAUUGGCAAGACAGCGGGCACCGGGUCAUCAGGUACCGGAUCGUCUGGCUUGACAGCA
Molecule: messenger RNA, 357 nt
Organism: Staurois parvus
Lineage: Eukaryota; Metazoa; Chordata; Amphibia; Anura; Ranidae
Source: the annotation of a GenBank genome assembly